Geosmithia morbida is the source of this 1029-nucleotide messenger RNA. RefSeq names its product nucleolar protein 6. Gene Ontology annotation, molecular function: RNA binding. The transcript has 2 exons. The coding region runs from base 1 to 1029 and encodes 342 amino acids. The record is from RefSeq and is a predicted model, not a curated record. Lineage: Eukaryota; Fungi; Ascomycota; Sordariomycetes; Hypocreales; Bionectriaceae.
AUGAAGAGUAAGAGAGCGAGAGAAGCCGUCGAGGAGAAGCCCUUCGAAACGGCCGUCGACGAGGUUCCCGCCAAGAAGCGCAAGCGCGACGAUGACGUGAACGGCGCCGCGGCCGGUGAGCCCAAGAAGCCCAAGAAGUCCAAGAAGGACAAGAAGAACAAGGAGAGCCGCAAAGAGAAGAAGGACAAGAUGAAGGAUCUCCAGGAUCUUCCCGAAGAGGAGAAGGAUGAAGAGGAUGAGGAAUCGAGAUAUGCUGCUUCUGCCGCCGCUGCCAUCGACGACGAGAAGAAGAAGAUGAAGAAGAAGGAGGAGGAGGAGGGGGUAGAGAAGAAGAAGAAGAAGAAGAAGAAUUCCGCCAAGGAGGAGUCCAAGAACGAGGGGGACAAGAAGGAGAAGAAGGACAAGAAGGAGAAGAAGGACAAGAAGGACAAGAAGGAAAAGGUAGAGGGUGGAACCAAGGAGGGAGAGGCCAAGGAGGAGGGGUCGACGAAUGAUGUUGCUGCUGCCCCCGCCACCGUCGGCAACGACGCAAUCGAUCUUGACCAGUCCACGGCCGAAAAGGCCGACCGCCACAUCGUCUUCGUCGGCAACCUCCCCUUCACGGCCACGGCAGCCAGCAUAUCCGCCCACUUCUCGUCCCUCUCGCCCAUCGCCGUCCGCUGCCUCAAGAACCGAGAUGACGACAAACCCUGCCGCGGUAUCGCCUUUGUCGAGUUCGCCAAGGUCUGGCACCAGCGUACCUGCCUAGACAAGUUCCACCACUCCAUGUUUGACGAUGGAAAGUCUGCUCCUCGCAAGAUAAACAUUGAACUCACCGCUGGAGGUGGUGGCAAGACAAAGCAGCGUCAGGAAAAGAUUCGCGAGAAGAAUCAGAAGCUGGAUGAGAACCGGGCCAAGCGCAUCGAGAAGGAGAAGAAUGCAAAGGUUGAAGGAAAGGGUCAGAAAUCGCAGCCCCAGUCUGAGUCCCAGACCAACAUGGAGGAUAGCAUACAUCCUAGCCGAAGGGGUAGGGUACCCGGUAUGUUCUAG